AUGAAGAUCCCCUAUAAUGUUGUCCACGUCAGUGGGGACGUUCUUUAUGCUGCUCGAGGCGGCAAGAUUCACUCAUACAGCCUUCAAGAUGGAUCUCACCUUUCAACAUGGAAGCAUCCCGACGUCGACAAAGUAGAUGCUGCAGUGAAGGCUAUCUCAGGCGAGGUCUCAAGCGAGAAACUUGCGAGUCAAGAUCCUGUUGGUGCGGAGGGUGAUGGCGAUGAUGAUGGUCCACCAGCCAAGCGACAAAAGACUGAAGAGCCAAAGGAUGAGACAACACCUGCCGAUCCAAAUGUUCAAGAGGAUAAGAAAAACACCGAGGAGUUGAAGGCUGAAGGCAAGAAGAAGGGAGGAAAGAAGAGCAAGGACAGGCGCAAUCAGCAGCGACCGAAAGAGCACAAUAUCUCACGAGUUCCCGACCGCCCAGUCGUCACUCAUCUGACCAGUACCCCUGAUGGCUCUCAUGUUCUAGCUAUCACUGGACAUGACAAGGCGAUCUGGGUCUUUGAAUGUGAUGAGAGGGGCUCUCUCAAGGAACUCAGCAAACGAACCCUGCCCAAGCGUCCUAGUGAUGUAGUCAUCGGUCCAGACUCGCAAAUUGUAGUUGCCGACAAAUUUGGAGAUGUCUACUCUCUUCCUCUUCUCUACGAUCCUACCGCUGAGAAUGUCACUCGAUCUUCAACCGCCGCGUUAGCUAGGCCUGCGUAUAAGCCAUCGGCUAAUACCACAACUGUUCACUCGAAGCGCAACUUGCGAGCUCUUCAAGAACAGCAACGUCAUAUGGAGCUUGCUACACGGACCAAAAAUGAGAAUGGUUCCAAGUCCGAUGGACCAGACUUCGAGAUUACCCUUCUGCUUGGCCACGUCUCCAUGCUCACUGCCGUUGCGAUCGGUGAGAGCGAAGGGCGACAUUAUAUCUUGACCGCUGACCGUGACGAACAUAUCCGAGUGUCAAGAUACAUUCCCCAGGCUUAUGUCAUUGAGGGUUUCUGCUUUGGUCACACGGAGUUCAUCAGCGCCAUGACCAUCCUCUCAUCGCGUGGUAAUGUCCUUGUAUCGGGCGGUGGUGAUGAGGAUUUGUUUGUCUGGGAUUGGAAAGCGAAUAAGCUUUUGUCACAAAUUAGCGUCUUAUCCUUGGCCCAAAAGAUCUUGCCAGACACCACCAAGGUGGCUAUCACUGGUCUCUACAACUUGGUGUACCCCCAUGAAGGCUCUGAUCUUAUCUACAUUCUUGCCAUAUGCCAAGAUAUCCCCGCCAUCUUCUCCUGGCAACUCACAGAGGAUAACACCCUCCACCGCCCUGCCAUCAUUCAACUUCCUGGCAAGCCCCUUGGCAUCUCUGUCAAGCCUGCUACCGGUGAUGAGCCUCCUAAGAUCAUUACUGCUAUCGACCCCAAUGAUUCCACUCAAGCAAAGAGCUUGGCAAUCUACUCGCUCACCAUGACUGACGAGAAGCUCGCCACAAGUACAACAGCUUUGGUAAGCGACGACGAUAUCGAGAAUGUCGAGCUUGAUGUAGAUGAGAAGGUCGUGAGGAGUCUCUUGUACAACACUGAGAGUCUACGAAAACAACCGACGGAACGUGAAGAGGAAAGGGGCGAAGAGCAGGUGCCUGAAGAUCAAGUGAUGGGGGAGUCGGAGGUUGUUGAGGGGCAGUAA
Fusarium coffeatum is the source of this 1659-nucleotide messenger RNA. RefSeq lists its product as uncharacterized. The transcript is spliced from 3 exons. Gene Ontology annotation, biological process: RNA (guanine-N7)-methylation. The coding region runs from base 1 to 1659 and encodes 552 amino acids. The record is from RefSeq and is a predicted model, not a curated record. Gene Ontology annotation, molecular function: tRNA (guanine(46)-N7)-methyltransferase activity; protein binding. Lineage: Eukaryota; Fungi; Ascomycota; Sordariomycetes; Hypocreales; Nectriaceae. Gene Ontology annotation, cellular component: tRNA methyltransferase complex; cytosol; nucleus.